GGAGGGCCCGGAGGGGGUGUCCAGCUAUUUUGGAACACCAAGAAGCUGCUGCCCUGGUGCUGUGUCCAACUGAUCAACGCCUACGCACGCAUCAAUGUCCACCGACAAGACGCUACGAACGCUAUACUAUAUAGUACUGCGACGAUGAUGCCCCGCCUUUCCCACCUCCUCUGCGCGCUCACAGCAGCACUCCCUCUUUCCGGCGCGUCCCCGGCUCCCCGCGAUGUCCUGGCCGACUACAAGGCCGCGGCGCACACGAUGCAGACGCGGUUCUUCGACUUCGAGACGGGCAGCUGGCCCAAGGCGAUAGACUGGACGUCGGCGGUGUUGGGGACGCAUCUGGCGGCGGCCAGUGCUACACUCACCACUACCGAUCCCGCGCUCGCCGAUAGCUACCUUAGCGAGCUACUGGCGUUCUACUACGGCCAGGCCAGCGAGAGCCUGAAGUUGCAGGCCUACGAUGAUAUCCUGUGGGUGGUGCUGAACUGGCUCGAGGCCGUGCAAACGAUUGACCACCGAGUUGCCGUGUUGCCCAAAGGCUCGUGGACGGGAGCGGAAUGGCGAAGGACCUUUGCAGCUCGAUCGUACGAUUUCUACCAGAUUGCGCACAAUGGCUGGGACAACGAUUUAUGCGAUGGGGGGAUGAUCUGGUCUCCGUGGCUAGAACCUUACAAGAAUGCAAUUACGAACGAGCUGUAUAUAUCCGCGUCCAUCGGCAUGUUCCUGCAUCACCCGUACCCGGCGCGGAAUGAAACGUACCUUUGGAAUGCGAUCCGCGCGCACGAGUGGCUGACGAGCUCGAACAUGACGGAUGCGGGCGGGCUGUAUACCGACGGCUUCCACGUGUCGAACCUCCGGGCCGGCGGGAAGCAGUGCGACAAGCGCGACGAGAUGGUGUACACCUACAACCAGGGCGUGUUGCUCAGUGCGCUCAGGGGGCUAGCCGAGGCGACAAACGACGAGAAAUACAUCGUCGAGGGGCUGCAGCUGAUCGAUGCCGUGCUGAAAUCAGAGGGCUCCGUCGGCGAACUCGUCUUCGACGGGAUCCUGACGGAAAAAUGCGAUCCGGGCGGGUACUGCUCGCAGAACGGCCAAACCUUCAAGGGCAUCUUCAUGCACCACCUAACGACCUUCUGCAAGCCGCUCACGCACGCCUCGCGCCUCGCGCCCGCCACAAAACGUAGCCACCGCCUCUCCUGCGCGCGGUACCAAACGUUCAUCCGGCGCGCCGCCCACACCGCGCUGAUAACGCGCAACGAGCACGGAGUAAUGGGCAGCUGGUGGGGGAUCCCGGCGGGGCUCCUCACCUCGACACACUCCACACACGACACCCGGCCGCCCGGCACCAGCGACUUCGAGAACAUGUGCGUCUCCUCUUUGCAGGCACACGCGUGCGAAGCCGCGCAGCGCCCCUCCGGCACCCGCUGGGGAGAUCUGAAUGAUCGCGGCCGAGGCCGCACUGUGGAAAGCCACUCCGGCGGACUGGCCGCAUUGAGAGCUCUCCUCGUGCUGAAUGCGCAGACAAAUGUAAAGACUAGGAGUAUGCGCGCUGCGGAGAUGUGGCGCGAUAUUGGGAAGAGCAGGUGGGCGGCUGCUCUAGAGGUGAUGGUCGUAGCGGCGGCAGCGCUGUGGAUGGUGACUAUCGUUUGUUGGUCUGCGAAGGCGGGGGAGAAGGCGGGGGAGAAGGGGAUGGGCAAGGGCAAGGGCAAGGGCAAGGAGAAGGAGCAACAGGUGGAAGUGGAAGAGGUGGAUGAGGUGGGGAAAGGCGCUUAUGGAACUUUCUAGGGAUGGCCCAGGGGAGGUGAUUAUGAUGCUACGAAUUCUUAUGUACUUGCCUACCUUUCCGAUUUGAUUUGUUGGCGCGCGGGAGUUGUCUGUCUGUUGGAAUUUGGAAGUUGCGGCUUAUAUCGUAAUUUUCUUGAGCUUGAGCGGCUGGCGGGGGGCGCGAUGGUAACGAUGUGUGCAUACCGGUGCUCUGCUUAGAGGCUUCUACUAGCAGUUGCUAGAUGGCUUAGUUAUACGCAUGUGAGGCUAUAUACGUAGAGGAGUGAAUUGAUUGGAGUGUUUGUUGGAACUUGGAAGUUGGGAGUUGGGAGCU
Tricharina praecox is the source of this 2098-nucleotide messenger RNA. RefSeq names its product glycosyl hydrolase family 76-domain-containing protein. The record is from RefSeq and is a predicted model, not a curated record. The transcript is spliced from 5 exons. Gene Ontology annotation, biological process: carbohydrate metabolic process. Bases 145 to 1785 code for a protein of 546 amino acids. NCBI's taxonomy places the organism in Eukaryota, Fungi, Ascomycota, Pezizomycetes, Pezizales, Pyronemataceae.